Messenger RNA from Polistes dominula (European paper wasp), 1290 nucleotides. RefSeq lists its product as uncharacterized. Gene Ontology annotation, molecular function: nucleic acid binding. NCBI's taxonomy places the organism in Eukaryota, Metazoa, Arthropoda, Insecta, Hymenoptera, Vespidae. Gene Ontology annotation, biological process: DNA integration. The record is from RefSeq and is a predicted model, not a curated record.
AUGAAUCAUGCUGGUGUACAGACUGUGAUGUGUCAAUUGAGAGAAAAAUAUUGGAUAUUACGUAUGAGAAAAACUGUGCGAGAAAUAAUCUCAAAAUGCGUUAUUUGCAAAAGACAGGGUGCGAAGCCAAUGAGAGUAAAUCCUGCCACUCUGCCGCUGAAUCGAGUCAAAGACGCCGCUGCGUUUCAAAUAACAGGAAUAGAUUUCGCAGGGCCAUUAUAUUUACGCGGGCGGCAGAAGGCCUGGAUCUGUUUAUUUACUUGCGCGGUCUAUCGAGCCGUACAUUUAGAACUCGUAACCGCUAUGUCGAUGGCGGCAUUUCUAGAUGCGUUAGAUAAGUUUAUUAGCCGCCGCGAUCGACCAUCGGUCAUUUAUAGUGACAAUGGCACGAAUUUUAUUCGAGCUAAUAACAUGUUCGAAAAAUUAAAUUGGAAUGCAAUCGCUAAGAAUAGCUCCGCGAAACAAAUAAAUUGGAUCUUUAAUCCACCGACAGCAGCAUGGGGAGUUAACUGCGAGCGCACAAUAAAUUCGCGUCCUUUGACGUACGUGUCGGAUUCGUCGGAUGACUUAAGGCCCCUUACCUCGGCCAUGUUUCUGCAAGAUCUUAGAGAAUCUGAAUGUCCAGAUGUAGAUAUUAGUAGAAGAAUUAAUUUUGAUAAAGCUAUUCAACAUAAGCAAGAACUUAUAAAACAUUUAUGGGAACGCUUUCGAAAAGAAUAUCUUAGUCAACUAGUUUUAAAAGGCGACGUAAAAGAAUCUCGUAUCUUAAGACCAGCGAGGGUCGCGAUUCUGCGAACCAAAGAAGGGAAUUUAAAAAGACCGUUACAACGUAUUUAUCCGCUAGAAGUCGAGAGCGAUAGUAUGAAUGUAGAGAACGAGAGUGUGACAAUGAAUGAGAAAAUUACUCCUACCAAUGCAAGAGAAAAAGAGUGUAAACCUAAGACGGAAUGCGAUACGACAGACAUAGUGGGAGGAUGUGAAGAACUCUCACCAACGUCGUAUACGGACAUAUGUCUAGGACGAUUAUGUAUUACAAAGUACAACAAGGGAAUGAAUGGAAUUGAUCUCCAAGACCAAAUAUUAGCAUGUUUUCCAAAACAAUGUUACGUCGACGACUAUAGGAUCAACAUAGCCGAAUCUCUACUGAAGAAUAUGCCAAAACCAAAUUAUAGAGAACGAGGCGAAUUAUCUUCCGGAGAUGCGCCAGAGAGACUGCACGUGAAGCAUUGGGCUCAUUUUCCAAAGUACAUUGAUUCAACAGCAUCAAAAUUAAGACCGUCAAAACCUUGA